CUAUCAAAACACUCUUCAGGUUUUUCAUCUCUGCAAUUCCAGAAUCCAGACCAACCAUGGAAGCCAAAAUCUUUUCCUCUUUUGCCCUUCCAUCUGAAUCUCCCAACACCCAGCAAAAACAUUUUCAUCCCCAAAAUGCCCCUGAUUUCAACUCCAUUUUUCACCAUUUCAUCAACCUUUUACCCCUCCAAAAUCCCACUUCUUCCCAAAAUGCCCCUAACAAAUGCAAGAAGCAUACCACCACCACCACCACUCUCAAUUUCUCUUCUGUUUCUCUCUCCAUUGAAACCCAACAAAGCCCACAAAACCCAACAAAACCCACAUCUCAGAAAUUUCUAAAAUUCCCUCCUUUGCCCUUCCCAAAUAUCCAGUCUUCCCAAAAUGCCCCUACCAAGUGCAGGGAAGAUAACACCACCACCACUACCCCCUUCAAUUUCUUUUCGAAUUCUAUCCCCAUUGAAUCCCAACAUAACCCAACAAAAUCCGCCUCUCAGAAAUAUCUGAAAAUCCCCUUUUUGCCCUUCCCAAACUUCUCAUCUUCCCGAAAUGCCCCUACCAACUGCAUGGAAGAGAACACCACCACCACCCCCCUCAGUUUCCCUUCCAUCUCUCUCCCCAUUGAAAUCCAACACAACCCAACAAAACCCACAUCUCAGAAAUUUCUGAAACUCCCCCUUUUGCUCUUACCAAACUUCCCAUCUUCCCAAAAUGCCCCCACCAAAUGCAGGAAUCAGCUCAAUUUCUGCUCCACUUCUCUCUCAGUUGAAACUGAGGAAAGCCCGAUAAAAUCCACACCCCAAAAAUUGCUAAAACGCCCUUCGGCAACGAAAACUAGCAUCAAAAUGCAGUACCAGGGCCUCAUGAAGAGCCUUUCGGUACUCGAGAAAUCCAUCAUCGGUGCCAUGGCCGGUGGCAUUGCCGGGGCCUUCACCUAUGUCUGCCUCCACCCGCUCGACACUGUUAAGACCAAACUCCAAACCAAGGGCGCCUCCCGGAUUUACAGCUCUGCCCUCGAUGCUGCCGUCAAGACCUUCCAGUCACAAGGGAUCCUUGGCUUCUACAGCGGCGUCUCCGCCGUCAUCGUGGGGUCCACCUUCUCCUCUGCCAUCUACUUCGGCACCUGUGAGUUCGGUAAGUCCGUCCUGUCCAAAUUACCAAACUACCCGCCGCUUCUCAUCCCCCCUACUGCUGGGGCAAUGGGCAAUAUUGUCUCUUCUGCGAUCAUGGUCCCGAAGGAGCUGGUCACUCAGCGGAUGCAGGCAGGAUCUGUCACUGGGCGGUCUUGGCAAGUCCUGUUGAGAAUUUUGGAGAAAGAUGGAAUCUUGGGUCUUUAUGCUGGAUAUUCAGCGACAUUGCUUCGCAAUUUGCCUGCUGGAGUUUUGAGCUAUUCGUCAUUUGAGUACUUGAAAUCCGCUGUCUUGAGUAGAACUGGCCAAGCUCAUCUCGAGCCGAUCCAGAGCGUCUGCUGUGGAGCUCUUGCUGGCGCGAUCUCGGCCACUGCAACGCCAUUGGAUGUGGUGAAGACCCGUCUGAUGACUCAGGGAGAUGUGGCGAAGAGUAAGAUUGUGGCGUCAGUGUACGGGGGGGUUUCUACAAUGAUAAGGCAGAUUCUGAAGGAAGAAGGCUGGGUUGGGCUGACCCGAGGGAUGGGUCCCCGGGUCCUUCACAGCGCGUGUUUUGCCGCAUUGGGUUAUUUCGCAUUUGAGACUGCGAGGCUUACAUUGUUGCACCAGUAUGUCUUACGGCGUAAGAUUGAGACGGAGACAGUUGGUGCUUGUUUGUGAGCUGUGAGCUUAUCAUGGUUUUGACUGAUGGUGUUGAAGAAGGAAUCCCAUCAAUUGUCCAUCAAAGAUUCAACAAGCAGGUUGUGAAGGACCCGCAGCAAAACAUGUGCUAUGAAGGACCUGUGAUGCCUUGAGUCAGCCUGAACCACCCUUCUUUUGAUUGAUGGUUUCUUAGCAGAUGGAAGAGAACUGACUCUUCGGUAUAUUUGUAACUGAAUUUGUGUUGUCUUGCUGUAAGACUAUGAUUUUGCUUUUUGACUAUGAAUUUCCCAGUCAUUAGAUACGAAUCAACUGUAUGAUAGAAAUGAGCCUUUUUAGCUCUUUAUAACAUGAUUUUUAAUUAA
Magnolia sinica is the source of this 2128-nucleotide messenger RNA. Its product is annotated as protein MITOFERRINLIKE 1, chloroplastic. Gene Ontology annotation, cellular component: mitochondrial inner membrane. Gene Ontology annotation, molecular function: S-adenosyl-L-methionine transmembrane transporter activity. The record is from RefSeq and is a predicted model, not a curated record. NCBI's taxonomy places the organism in Eukaryota, Viridiplantae, Streptophyta, Magnoliopsida, Magnoliales, Magnoliaceae.